AUGUUCUGCAGCGCUUUGAAGUUCUGUACGCUUUUGGUCCUACUGACCAUCAGUGGAUCAUCUGGAACUCCUAAUAAACUCAUUGAACGGCAAACCAUUGAAGAUGAAUAUGACUUUGUUAUUUGUGGAGGCGGAACUGCGGGCCUUGUCCUGGCUAACCGACUAUCCGAGUCUGGUAAACACACUGUCCUGGUGUUAGAAGCAGGUCCCGAACCUACGGUGGUGUCAGCAUACAAAACUCCAGGAGGCAAUCAGUUUUUAGCAGGCACUGCAAUUGAUUGGAGUUUCUACACUCUUCCCCAAGAGCACCUUGGCAGGCGCAUUCUACCAUACCAUCGCGGCCGUGGUCUUGGUGGAAGUAGCACCAUUAAUGGCCUCUACUACGGACGAGGAAGUGCCAGCAUUUAUGACAAAUGGGCCAAGCUAGGAAACCCAGGGUGGGGAUGGGAUGAUGUCUAUCCUCAUUUCGUGAAGAGCACUAGUUUCAACCCUCCAGAUCCAAAGAGUGGAUUCGACCAAAGCUACCAGACCUGGGAUCCAAGUGCAUAUUCCGACGGUCCUCUUCAAAUCGGAUUUCAGGGCUAUGUGCCACCAUCUGGCGUUGGGUUUAUCCGUGCUUGUAAAUCUGCUAACAUCCCAAUCGUCGAAGAGUUGAAUAAUGGAAACGGCACAGGGGUGAAACAAGGAACGGGCAAUCUUGACGCAAGGUACCGUCGAAGCUCAAGCUACGAUAGCUUUUACCAGCAAGCUGCUAACCGAUCGAACUUGAAUGUCUUGCAUUAUGCGCCCGUCACGCAAAUUGUUACCGAGACUGGGGCAAGGAACCCUAAAGCAAAAGGAGCUGUCUUCAUCGACGAAGAAACAGGACUGAUUCAUAAAGUGAUGGCGAGGAAAGAGGUUAUCUUAAGCAUGGGUGUAUUCCACUCUCCUCAACUCCUCAUGUUGUCUGGAAUUGGACCUUCUGCGGAGCUAGAAAAGUUCGGGAUAAGCCUUGUACUGAUCAACGAGAAUAUCGGGCAACACUUGAAUGAUCAUUCUGUUUUCAGCAUUAUGGCAAAAGCCCAACCGCAAGCUUCCACGUCUCAGAUGGCUGCUUCAUUUGACUCUCUUGAUCAGGCCCAAGAGCAGUUUUACAGCAAUCUCUCGGGACCUUACACUGCACCUUCUGGAAUUACAAACGGGUUUCAAAUUAUGUCAGACUCUGAACUUAAGGCCAUUGGGGCAGGUGAAAUCAUCCUGCGAGGCCUCACUAAUCAAUCCCACGUCGAAUACCUAUACGAAUCGAUCUGGUACCCUGGCGGACCAACUCCUUUCUAUAUACCUAAAAGCAACGAAUCUUACAUUUCACUUACUGCAUCAAACCUUGUUGCUCUCUCUCGCGGCAAUAUUACUCUUAAGUCAAGUUCGAUGGCCGAUGCUCCCAACAUCAAUCCAAAUUACUAUGUCGACCCUACCGACCGUUCUAUCGCUAUCCAAUCUUUCAAAUACCUUCGCAAAAUCUUUGCCGACCCUGAACUGGCCCAAUUCACCACCGGUCCCGACAACGGGGAAGUCAGCCCAGGUGCAUCUGUCAGCAAUGAUGACGAUGAUGCCAUCUUCGAGUACGUUAAGUCAAACACGAUCCCCAACUGGCACGCCUCGGGAACCAACCAGAUGCUACCACUUGAGAAGGGUGGCGUGGUGAGCCCUGAAUUGAAGGUAUAUGGGGUGGAUAACCUGAGAGUCGUGGAUUGUAGUGUGAUUCCCUUAUUGCCGGAUGUGAAUAUUGUUGGUCCGGUGUACAUGAUUGCAGAGAAAGGAGCGGAGAUGAUCAGAAGGGAAUACGGUGACUAGCCUAGCGUAACCAAGGUUAGUGACAUUUGCGAGACACAUUACUACACGAGGCCACCACGGAGGGAUUGUUGGUGGAUUGGGGAGAGAAGUAGGUACACAUGGAAGGAAUAUGUAAGUAUUCCUGGGAGAAUGCCAAUUCAACCCUGUACGCCAAACUCGAGUUGCUUAAUUUCUCAAGCCAACUGCCAAGAUCCAAAGCGCUGUGUUAGACCGUUCUACCCCUACCGG
This is a messenger RNA of Eremomyces bilateralis CBS 781.70, 2061 nucleotides long. RefSeq names its product choline dehydrogenase. The transcript has 8 exons. The coding region runs from base 1 to 1833 and encodes 610 amino acids. Gene Ontology annotation, molecular function: oxidoreductase activity, acting on CH-OH group of donors; flavin adenine dinucleotide binding. Gene Ontology annotation, biological process: secondary metabolite biosynthetic process. The record is from RefSeq and is a predicted model, not a curated record. NCBI's taxonomy places the organism in Eukaryota, Fungi, Ascomycota, Dothideomycetes, Eremomycetales, Eremomycetaceae.